AUGGCGGGUAUAGAUGAUGCAGAGCUUCCACUGAAGUGUUCAAUAUGUAAACAUGUGUAUGAUGUCACCGAUAGAUUACCAAAGUAUCUUCCGUGUCUACAUACACUCUGUGUACUUUGUCUCGCUGGCCAUGUUGGUAAAAUAUUCCAAUGUCCCGGAUGUAAACAUGAAAGUAACAUUCCCAAACGAAUUGAAGUAAUUCCAACCAAUUUUGCAUUUGUAAAUUAUAAUCAAUUACUUUGUCACCAGAAUCAGAUCAAACACGGCAAAUUGCUAAUGCAUAAAAGCUGUUGCCGUAACAAACAAACACUGAAUGUUUCACAUUGUUCGAAUUCUGAGGCGUAUCUUUGCCAAAGUUGUCAUGACAACCAUAUUUAUAUUGAAUCUUUGAGCACACAUGAAGUGAAAACCAUUGAAGAAUUAAAACAUUUAUCAGACGAGUCGCUUAUCUCAUUCUUUCAUCGUAAACAAUUCAGUUCAAAAGGGCAGGGUCAUACCGAUCAGCAAAUAACCCUGUACUGUGAUCAUCGCAAUUGUCAGUCGCCAAUCUGUCUGCAGUGCGCCCUCUUAGAACAUAAUACGCUUAAUCACCAGCCAAUCAACACUGAGAAAGCAGCGUGGAAGUACAAGGAAAUAAUCAACGGCAAACUUGACAAAGCAAUCGAUAAAACUAGGGAGAUAUCUCUUCAAAUUAAUCAAAUUAAUCAAGAAUUAUCUAACCUUAAAGAUAACACUACAAAACAAAUAACAGAUGUUGAUAAUUUCUUCAAUGAUUUAAUCAAAAAAAUCAACAGUAGAAAACAACAGUUGGUCUGUGAAAUUGAGAAGCAACACGACGUAAUAGAAACACCGCUCAUUAUUGAUAAACACAAACUACAAAUGAGACAACAUAUCGUCGACACUUCUGUGAAAUUCACAGAAUUCACACUAAAAUAUGACAGUGAUGUGGAACUAUUGACAACUAAAUACGAUGUAUGCAGUCAACUAGACAAGGUCUCAUCACAAACAAUACCGGAUCACAAAUCAACGACAGAACAGUUCCCACGAUUCUUUCAUCCCAAGAGUGUAAAUCUAAAUGUGGUAAAUCAUACAGUGUUUAUUGGGUCUCUAGGAAAGAUAAGUUGUGACUUUAUCAAGGUUGAUGCAGUUAUUGGCAAAAAAUGUAAUUUCACUCAAACCCCAUGUGAUAUUAAUGGUAAGAAACUGUGUGUAUCUGCAAUUCCUGUAGAAGUCACACUAAAUGACCCUGAUAACCGAAAUGUUGUCACCACUACUGAAGACAAUGGCGAUGUGACUUACACGGUAAUGUAUAUACCAGAGAGCGGGGGUAAACACCACGCGGCUGUUACGUUAUACAGUACGCCGAUAGAGGGCAGCCCAUACAUCAUCAAUGUAAAACCAGCAAAAAAGAUCAAGUGUGACGUUAAUACACAUGGGAGAAUGGUUAAUAUGAAUUUACAACAACCAUUCGUUAUCUCGCAGACUGUGGUGACAUGGAAGCCUUACCUGUCAUAG
Messenger RNA from Saccoglossus kowalevskii, 1515 nucleotides. RefSeq names its product E3 ubiquitin-protein ligase TRIM71-like. NCBI's taxonomy places the organism in Eukaryota, Metazoa, Hemichordata, Enteropneusta, Harrimaniidae. The record is from RefSeq and is a predicted model, not a curated record. Gene Ontology annotation, molecular function: metal ion binding; protein binding.